CCGCAUACAUUUUAUUCUAAUCCAAAACAAAACAAUUAAUCAAAUUAUCCUUGAUUACAGGCAAUAACACAGGUUUUGCUGCUUAAUUUAUCGCCACCCACUUUCUAAUCUACAUUGUUUAAAUGGGUUUUCGAUGCAUUCAUCAUCAUUGUAGUCACAGCUUUCUUUGCAAUAUACAUAUUCUUCUUCGAAAAGUUAAUUAUCAGAGAGAGCUAGGGAAAUGGCUAACCAAGAGAAGCUAAAGAAGGGAUUCAUGUCCUUCUACAAGUCUAAAAUUAAUCACAAGCCAAAGUCUCAGCCAUUGGUUAAUCAUGUGACAGAAAUUCAACCUGAUAAACCAGUUCCAGUAAUGUCACGGCAGAAGUCUCUUAAGUUUUUAUUAAAGAAGCAGCUCGAAAACUGUGAGGAAAGUGGCGAUAAUAAGCCCACAGGAGGAGGAGGAGGAAGAAGUUUGGUUGAGGCGAGAAAGUCGGUGUCUCAGGUAGAAACAAAUGUGGCAUCAGUCAUGUCAUUUCUUCAAGUGAAGGUGUUGGCGUCUGAUAUGCCUGGAUUCAUGCAGGCGCAUGCCUUCAGAAUAGCCCGGCGAACUUAUGAUUCAUUGGAGAAGUUCAGCUCCAAGCACAUUGCUUUUAACAUAAAAAAGGAGUUCGAUAAAGUGUGUGGCCCGGCUUGGCAUUGCAUUGUUGGCUCAAGUUUUGGCUCCUUCGUCACCCACUCCAUAGGUUGUUUCUUAUACUUUUCAAUGGAGAAACUGUAUAUUUUAGUUCUCAAAACAGAAGUUCAGAAAGCUGUAGACUGAACUCAUUUAUGAGAUCGAUGAGAUCAUAGAAUAUUCACAUUGUUUCUUUCUUUUAUCCGUUUCUAUGAGUUGAUUAAUUACAUGAUUUCCCUAAGUUUGUAAAUUAAUGAAGAGUUUGUAAAGUCACAUGUUCAAUGAAGAGUGACAAUCAGCAGAAGAGUCAAAGCAUGCAAUGUCGGCAGCCAGAAUGGACCUGGGGGACCUCUGAGGCUGCUGAUGGCUAUGUUGGCCGCUUGAUGUUUGCCUUUAGACAAAAGGGUGGCUGGCAGAGUCUUGUUUUUUUCUAGCUUACCUCUUAUUUUUUAAGGAUCCCAAGACUUACAUUGCAGGGGUUUAUGCAACUUUAAACUUUGGGUUC
This is a messenger RNA of Mangifera indica (mango), 1157 nucleotides long. RefSeq lists its product as uncharacterized. Lineage: Eukaryota; Viridiplantae; Streptophyta; Magnoliopsida; Sapindales; Anacardiaceae. Gene Ontology annotation, cellular component: dynein complex. Gene Ontology annotation, biological process: microtubule-based process. The record is from RefSeq and is a predicted model, not a curated record. The transcript is spliced from 2 exons. Bases 221 to 799 code for a protein of 192 amino acids. Gene Ontology annotation, molecular function: dynein light intermediate chain binding; dynein intermediate chain binding.